Messenger RNA from Zalophus californianus (California sea lion), 704 nucleotides. RefSeq names its product presenilin enhancer, gamma-secretase subunit (gene PSENEN). The record is from RefSeq and is a predicted model, not a curated record. Bases 255 to 560 code for a protein of 101 amino acids. Gene Ontology annotation, biological process: Notch receptor processing. Gene Ontology annotation, cellular component: gamma-secretase complex. The transcript has 4 exons. NCBI's taxonomy places the organism in Eukaryota, Metazoa, Chordata, Mammalia, Carnivora, Otariidae.
CCCGCAAAAUCACCACCUGGCGUUCCCUGAAGGCGCAUGCGUGCAGCGUUGCCGCAUCCAAAAAGACUACAAACUCCAGAGAUACUUGCCGAAUCUCGCGCAAACGUCCGACGUUGAAAGUGGCUAAGGCUUCCAAGCGGAGGAAGUGGACUGCACUGGGGCGUGGUUGUUCGCGAUCCCUGCAUCUGUCACUUGGGGUCAAGGCUUGGCUCCUGCCCUGCAGACCCGCGGGACGACUCGGCCUCAGCGCAACUAUGAACUUGGAGCGGGUGUCUAACGAGGAGAAGUUGAAUCUGUGCCGGAAGUACUACCUGGGUGGGUUUGCUUUCCUGCCUUUCCUCUGGUUGGUCAACAUCUUCUGGUUCUUCCGAGAGGCCUUCCUUGUCCCAGCAUACACGGAGCAGAGCCAAAUCAAAGGCUAUGUCUGGCGCUCAGCUUUGGGCUUCCUCUUCUGGGUGAUUGUGCUCACCACCUGGAUCACCAUCUUCCAGAUCUACCGGCCCCGUUGGGGCGCCCUUGGUGACUACCUCUCCUUCACCAUACCCCUGGGUACUCCCUGAUAGCUUCCUCCACACAGGCCUGGGACCUGCUCAUUCGCCCAGGAUGGGCUUCUCUACUCUAAGCUCAUUCUCAAACCCCUAAGACUUGUUCCCAUUUCCUAUGUUCUUUGCUGACAUCCCCCAAUAAAGGACUCUAAUUCUCUA